Messenger RNA from Crotalus tigris (Tiger rattlesnake), 4247 nucleotides. RefSeq names its product solute carrier family 22 member 5 (gene SLC22A5). Gene Ontology annotation, cellular component: membrane. Gene Ontology annotation, molecular function: ATP binding; transmembrane transporter activity. Bases 674 to 2347 code for a protein of 557 amino acids. The record is from RefSeq and is a predicted model, not a curated record. Lineage: Eukaryota; Metazoa; Chordata; Lepidosauria; Squamata; Viperidae. The transcript has 10 exons. Gene Ontology annotation, biological process: transmembrane transport; carnitine transport.
AGUUUGUUCACCAGAUUUAUUAGAUAUUUUACUACUUUUGUACAUGUUAGGCAAAUAUGGUUGCCUAUGCCCUAAAUAAACAAUGUGGUUUAUUAAAGCAAUACAUUUCAAGCCACGCCGGCUGUCACACCCCCUUGCGCUGCUAGCGUCUGUAGCCGUUUACAGUUUACACAAUCGCCUGUUCGGAGUAAACGCAGGCACGCUAAAACGGUUUAAAAAGUUUGCUUUCCAUCUCGGAGAGAACCUGAACCAAUCACCUCCCCUAUUUACCGACCGGUACAGCAAUGGCACAUUUUUUACUUUUAAAGCAAAGUUCUCCGCGUGCUCGUUCAUUCUCCCGGGCGGGCUUUAAUAAUAAACUCAAAUCCCUUCAGCCUUUAAAAAAAAAAAAAGAGGCGGGCGGGCGGUGAUUUUCUUUUUCUUCCGCGCGGGAACUUGCAAAAGACGCGGCCGGGUUUCGUCGGCUAGCCGAGCGCGGCGGUCCAGCCCUUUGUACAUAAACCACACCCACAGGCAGCCUCCAAAAGCGGCCCCUGCUUCUGUCUACUUACUGCCGGCGACCGGCUGAGUUUUUCGUCCUUCCUUCGCCCGGGCCAACAGGAACUGCUGCAUGUGCUAACGAGAGCUGCAGCCGGGCCUGUUCUGCAUUCGCCCUGCCUGCCUGUCGCCAGUUAUGUUCAACUACGACGAGGCCACCGCCUUUCUGGGCGAAUGGGGCCCCUUCCAGCGCCUCAUCUUCUUCCUGCUCAGCGCCAGCAUCAUCCCCAACGGCUACACGGGGCUGUCCGCUGUCUUCUUGGCCGCUACUCCCGAGCACUGGUGCCGGGUGCCCGCUAACGCCAGCCUGAGCGCGGAGUGGCUCAACGCCAGCAUCCCCCUGGAGAAGCGCGGCGGCCGGCAGGUGCGGAGCCAGUGCAGCCGCUACCGCCUCGAGGCCCUGCUCAACUUCUCCGCCGGCAACUUGGUGCCCGGCCGCGAUGUCAAUCUCAGCCAGGUGGAGCAGGAGGAGUGCCUGGACGGCUGGGAGUUCAGCCGAGAGUAUUACGACAACACCAUUGUCUCCGAGUGGAAACUUGUUUGUGACAAUGACUGGAAAGCACCACUAACUGUUUCCUUAUUGUUCGUGGGUGUGCUGUUGGGAUCCUUUAUAUCUGGACAGCUCUCAGACAGAUUUGGUCGGAAGAAUGUCCUGUUUAUAACCAUGGGGAUCCAGACUGCCUUUAGCUUUCUCCAGAUCUUCUCAACAAGCUGGGAAAUGUUUGCUGUUCUCUUUCUUAUUGUUGGAAUGGGUCAAAUAUCUAAUUAUGUGGCAGCGUUUGUUCUUGGUGCAGAAAUUCUUGGCAAAUCCAUCCGCAUUAUAUAUGGAACGUUAGGUGUCUGCAUAUUUUAUGCAUUUGGCUACAUGAUGCUGCCACUGGGUGCUUACUUCAUUCGAGACUGGCGAUUGCUGCUAAUGGCUCUUACUAUUCCAGGGCUGUUGUAUUUUCCAUUGUGGUGGUACAUUCCAGAAUCUCCUCGCUGGCUACUCUCUCAAGGAAGGAUUCAAGAAGCAGAAGAUAUCAUUCGUAAAGCUGCAGAAAGGAACCAUGUUGUAGCCCCCGAAGUAAUAUUUGAUCUUGCUGAGCUGGAAGAUUUGAAUUCCCAAGUUCAGCAGUCCUGCAGCAUUUUGGACCUUGUGAGAACCCCAAAUAUACGAACAGUCACUAUCAUGUCUGUGAUUCUAUGGAUGGUGAUUUCCAUAGGCUACUUUGGCCUUUCUCUGGAUACCCCUAACUUGCAUGGAGACAUCUACCUCAAUUGUUUCCUUUCAGCAGUAAUUGAAAUCCCAGCUUAUACUAUCUCUUGGCUGCUCCUUCAGCAUCUGCCUCGGCGUUAUUCAAUGGCAGGAGUCUUGUUCUUAGGAGGCUGCGUUCUUCUUUUCAUUCAGUUUGUGCCUGCACACCUCCAUGUUCUGUCCAUCAUCCUCGUGAUGAUUGGAAAGUUUGGGAUCACAUCCUCCUUCUCCAUGGUUUAUGUGUAUACUGCUGAACUCUACCCAACUAUUGUGAGAAACAUGGGAGUUGGAGCCAGUUCAAUGGCUUCCAGAAUUGGCAGCAUCCUCUCGCCUUAUUUUGUGUAUCUUGGUGCUUAUGAUAGAUUUCUUCCUUACAUCUUAAUGGGAAGUUUAACAGUGCUUGCAGGAAUCCUGACCUUUUUUCUCCCGGAAAGUUAUGGCACUCCUCUCCCAGACACUAUUGAACAGAUGCUAAGAGUUAAAGGAAUUAAAAAUAUAAAAGCACUGAAACAUCAAAAUAGAACAAAACAUACAGAAGACAGUUCAGUUAUUCUAAAGACCUCAACAUUCUGAUGAAGCUGCAUUGCUCACAGUAUUAUACCUUGAAAAUUUCCUUUAAUUUGCUUCCAGAAAAGACUAACCUAAACACUUUUUUCCUAGUAUGGUAAACAUAUUUAUUAAAAAUACAUUCAUUUUGAGAAUGUAGAUACUUUCUAUCCCAGUAUGGGAUUUUUGCCAACAACUGCUUCAUGGAGCAGUGUUGGAUAUGGAAUUUUGUUCACUUUUAGGACAUGUAACAACUAUCCUUUUUGUGAGACUGUAUUUUUAAAAGAUGCUUCAAGCUGCAAGUUAAAUGUCUUAAUACCACUUUUGCCACACAAAAUGGCAAAACAUUAAAUAGGUAAUAGAGUUUUGAUAUUGUCACUCCAGCUUUCUCUUUUCUUGAGAGAAAAAAUAAGCUUGAAAUGUUAGAGAGAAACUGGCAAAGUAGACCUAAAAUAAUUAUGCAAAUGACUGAAUGUAAUAAAAGGGGAAGAAAUUGAAGCUGAUUCUUUUUUAUGAACACAUUUGACUUAGAAAUGGAAAAACAAAUGUUCUAAUGCAAAACACUGGCAAAUUAGUUUUGUUUGCAGAAUUAAUUUCUUUACUUCGGAUUUAAAUGAAAGCCACAAUAUACAGUUGAUUUACACCUGGGAAUAAAGUUUUGCCUUAUUUAGACAUGUUUAUUUUUUAUUAAAAAAUAAGAUUAGAUUACAUUUAUAACUCUUUUUACUGUUCAUUGAAUUUCCUCUGAUGCUAAAAGACUGUGGAAGCACAUGCUCAUCUGUAUUUCCAAAUUCUUUAGUUUUGUUCUGUCUCUGCAUAAAAUAAAUGAUACAGAUAUGUAAUAAAAAUAUUUUAUAAUACUUAAUGGGAAUGUAACAAUCUGGGUUCUUCAUCUUACCUAAAAAUCUAAUUGUUGCCUUUGGAGUAAGCAGAGAACGAUUAAAAUGAGUAUCAUGACAUUUAUAAACAAGGUUGUUGACCAUACAGUUGGAACAAAUCUACUAAAAAAUAAUUAAUUCUCAGAAUUAAUAGAUUCUGGGAACUAUCUAAAUUGCAUUAUAUGCUUUUCUUUUGCAUAUUAUAUUAUUAAAAGAAUUAAAUGAUUUUUAUGAUGCAUAGUGCAAUGAAUUUUACACAGAUUAAUAAAUCUGAUAUAAUAUCAAGCUGUGCUUCUGUGAUAACUUGUUGGUUGCUUUAAACCUCUUUAGCAAAAAUGACACAUAAAUAUACUGAACUAUAUAAGCACUUUUGCUUCUGAUAGAUGCAGAGAAUAUAAAUAUUUCAAAUAAAUGUAUGGAAGCAUUGUAGAUUGUCCAUACUCAGAUUGUUACACCCAAUUCCUUGAACUUGCUAUUUUCUCAAUAAGGACAUGUAUGCAUAGCAUCUUAUCAAGGUAGUAACUAUCUAGUUAAAGGAAUCUCCUAGAUGUUGUUGUAACACCAUGCAGAGCACGCUAGAACUACUUGCUUGAUCUGAUCUGUUUUGAAAACAUAAUGAAAUCUUACUCAGCAAUACGUGAUAGGUUUUCAGCAUUUCUUUCUAAAAGCCUUUCUUACUUUAGUUUUUCUGAGAUACUAUUGGAUUUCAUCUCUUCAACAAGUAUUCCACAAUGUUUCUUUGAAAACCAGGUUGUCAGCCUUACAGCCAUGCAAACUACCAACUGGAGUCGACAGAGUUUAUGAAGAAAAUAAUAGUAUCUCUUGUACUCUUUUAAAAAGAUAGUAGAACAUAAAAGAAUCUCUUGACAGAUUUAUGUGCCUUAAAAAUAUUCCCAGGUCUGUGGCCUUUGGAUGUGGAGUUGCAUUUUAUCAGAUGUUUUGUCUUCAAAUCUUGAAUAGUAAUUCUGAAACGCUUUAUUUAUAACAUAUUUUAAUAUUGGGACGUCAUACUGAUUCAAAAUAAAAAUCAAUUUAUUUCCUUGGGAAAA